Lytechinus variegatus (green sea urchin) is the source of this 4381-nucleotide messenger RNA. RefSeq names its product coiled-coil domain-containing protein 157-like (gene ccdc157). NCBI's taxonomy places the organism in Eukaryota, Metazoa, Echinodermata, Echinoidea, Temnopleuroida, Toxopneustidae. The transcript is spliced from 13 exons. The record is from RefSeq and is a predicted model, not a curated record. Bases 157 to 2739 code for a protein of 860 amino acids.
AUCAAACACACUGAUCAAAUAGCGAAAUUCGGAAUUCCUCGUCAUGGAGAUUGGACGCAGUUACAUUUUUUGUGGACGAAUCAGGCUCCCAUUCUGAUUAACAUUAACGUUGACUGGCAAUCGAAUACAAACGGGUGAGAAUAAUCUUUAUAGAAAAUGGCUCACAUGUUAGGUGGCAAGUACUGCUUGGAGAGUCUUGGUAGAGAUGUAGGUGAUUUGCAGUCUGCUGUGGCAGAUGCUCUCUCCAGGGUUGGUCCUGUGAGGUAUCCCUCUUGGAAGUUCCCAGACAAGGUAUCUUCAGAUAUUGAGAUAGAUGAACUCUUGGAGGAUUAUAAGUUCAGUGAAGAUGAAGAAGAUAAUCAAGUGGCACAUGUUAUGCUCUUUGAGCUUGUUAUUGACAGGAUGGUCCUGCUUCUGCAGAGCUUUACACGGUUUGUAGAGCAGCUGAUUCAGGGCUCAGUUGGAAGACCACCAACUGCCACACCCAUGGGUACACAGAUGUCUAUAGGACUAGUGGUUAAGAAGUUCUGGAAUAAGAUUGUUCAGUUGAACAGCAUCACACAGAAACUGAGUGCAGAGAGUAAAUCUAAAGGAAGGACAAUAAGUAAACUAGAGGUCAUUAAUGUUGAACUGCAAGAGCAAUUACGAAAGACAAUGCAAUCCACAAGCAUGUCAAGUCACCUCUUAGACAGUCAUGUAGCAUUUGCUCAAGAUGGGGACAGUGAUGAUCAGGGGUUAAUGACUUCUGGAGUACCCACUCCAUUAAAAUCACAGAUGGCAUUAGUUACACCACAGCCUAGUCAUCAGCAAGUCAUAGCAAUAGACACUAGGACAACAUCUUCACAGACACUAGAGACUGCCUUUGUACCUUGUGAAACAUGUGAGCGGGUUCAGUUAUGUUUGAAAGAUGUGGGAGAAACCAUCACAGAGGUGUGCCACUCGCAGAAACUUCCAUCGUCAAUCGCUCGACAUCGGAAGCAGCUUCCAGGGGAUGUGAUGUCAGCAAUGGAUGUUAGCCGAUGGGCCACCGAACAGAACAAAGAUCUGGAGAGAAUCAAAGAUCACUUGAGUGACUUGAUGGCACAGAUAGAACCCCUUGAAACAAAGCUUGCUGCUUCACAGGAUGCUUGUGAGAGACUGACAGAAAAUGUAAGUCAGAAGGACAAAGAUCUUAGGAGUGCCAAGGUGUCCCAUGGGACAGAAAUCAAACAGUAUGAGGCUAAGGUCAAGGAGAUAGAGCGCCAGCAUGCAGAAUCUAUCAUGGUGGUGAAGAGAAGCUACGAAGAGGCACGAAGCGGCAAGAAAAAAACUGAGGAAGAACUGACUAAACUCAAGAGAGAGCUUCAGAGGCAGUUUGAAGCUCUCAAAGAACUAGAGGGAGUGCGUGAGGAGCUGAACCAGACCCUAGAUGCUAACAUCAGCAACCAGGCAUCGGUCAAUAGACUAGAGAGUCAUGUGAACCAGCUAAGUCAGCAGCUGAAAGAGACCCAAGAACAGCUGACAGAGUCUAGUAAACAACUGGGCAAAGAACAGGCCAAGAACCGUAGUAUUGAUAAACAUGGGCAGGCCCUUCAAAGUAAGCAUGAUGCUCUGGUUCAGCGAGUUGAGGAGUUAGAUCAGGAAUGCCAGGAUCUUAGAGAGGGUCUAGCUGAUGCUGAGGAUGGCAAGGAGGAGGCACUGGAACAACUCAAAGUUACUCAGAGUGAGCUUCAAGGAUUGCAAGAUGAGCUCAAGACCCAACAGGACUUGGUGGCAACCAUCAUGGAAGAGAAGAAGUUCAUGGAAUCAUCAGUUGGUGAUCUUCAGACCAUGAUCCUAGCUCUAGAAGAACAGCUGAAAGACAGUGAAGAGAGAGAGAAGAUGCUUGUUCUUUACCCAGAUAACAACCCUGGAGUAGUGCCUGCACCACAGAGAGCUGAUGGUGACAGUGCUAGUGGCAUGGGCCAGCAAGUACAGACAAAUAACUUGAGGAUACAGAUCCUAGAGGAACAGAACAAUCUCUUACGGAAUAACAUUGAUAAGCUCUUAGCUGGACAAGGACCACAGGGGCAGUCUGGACAGGUUAAUGGUCCAAAUAUUCCAUUAUGGCAAGCAGACACACUGAAGCAAGCCAAGCAGUCUGUUAGUGUCAACAACAACCAUGCCAAUGCUAGGUUAGGCAAGUCUCCAAGGUCACCACGAGGUCAUCUAGAACCAAUCCACAUUCCCAAUGGUCACCAUCCAUUGCAAGAGCAUCUUACCGAGGAGGAGGUCAUAGCCAAGUACACAAAACAAAGUAGUAAGAAUCGUCAGUACAGUCCUUCAUCGGAAGAAGCUACCAGCUAUCAGAUACCUCCAAGGCCGCCCUCUAGUAAAGGCAACAGGAACAAGAGCAAACCAAAAUCUGGAGGUAAGAGGACAUCUAGUCAGAGUGGUGUAAAUGUAACCAAGCUUUCUGCUACCACCAAUCCUAGCCUUCAUGCGUAUCGAACACUCAAAGGCAGUGGGGCUAUUAAAACACAGUCAGUUGUCAGAAGCACAGAUGGCCCUGACCUCUUUGUUGGAAAUCGAACCCCAGUUAAAAGUCGUCAUGCCAUGCAGCAGUCCCGGAAGACUCCUGACAUCCCUGCAAGAUCUGAAGGUACCCAAUCAAGAAACAGCUACUAUGAGCCACAAGAUACAUUCAUCUGCCAUCAGUGUGAUAAGAUGUACGAUAACAAACGGGACUUGGAUAUUCAUAAGUCGUACUGCUAUCCGUAGUAUUCAUUAUGGUUCCAAUGGUUGAUUUUGGAGUGGGAUUGAAAUGUUGAUAUGGUCAUUAAGCUAAUUAUUAGUUUACUAUAAGAGACAAUUGUUUUUCUGAUUUCCAUCCUGGGGCCGUAUUCUGAAAAUUGUCUUAAGAGAAAUAUUCUUGUAUCUUUAGAGUAACAAUAAAAUCCGCAUUCUGAAAAUUCUUGUAUCGUUUCUUGUAAAUUUUCUUGUAACUUGUGCUAGGCGCGUAUGAUGUCAGAGCUAGAAUUAUGCGUAAAGUUACAAACGGGGCAUAAAUAUCUCUUUGCGAAAGAUAACAUAUCAAGAUAAAAGGUAUUCUGAAAAUUAUCUUAUCUUUGCGUUCUGUUAACUUCUUUGCAAAAUACAAGAAAGUUUACAAGAGGUAGGGGGCUAUUGUAACUUAUUGUUGCAUGCAAUAUUUCUCGGUCAGCAAUAAUAAUUUCUUGCUGCAUCCCGCAAGAACAUCAUGUUUUACAAAAGGAGACAUUACAAAGACAUUAUAACGACGGAUUGGUAGACUUUUCAGCAAUUGAAAAUUGGCAUUUGAGAUGAUGAAUCUUUUCAGAGAAAAUAUGAUUCUGAGAAAAGCCACGUACAGGCAUUUUCGUCGGUGGCGCAAAGGAAAUUACGCCGCAUGUGAGCAAUGCGCUUAAUUAUUUUUUAGAAGGGACGCUUCUAUUGGUUGAUUGAAGCAUAUAAAAAGUUUAAUGGUUGGUUGAUGACAAAAUAUUAGGCGUAUCAGACAUAAAAUCGGGAACGUCCUUACAGAGAUAAGACAAUUUUCAGAAUACCAAUUUAAGAGAAUUAUAGCAAGUUACAAGAAAAGUUAAGACAAUUUUCAGAAUACCACCCCUGAUUUAUAAUUGCUGGUGUGUAUUAAUUUCCACUAUGAGGAGGAUAAGUGUAUUAGGACCUAAAUUUUAAUGUUUUUUUUUGUUGUAAAUUCCAACCAAAUAAGUCAAUUUCUAGGCCCCGUAGUUCUCUUCACAUGCCAAAUAUCAUUUCGGGUGAUAAAAGCUUGUAUUUGGUCAUGGCUGCCACAAUGAUUUAAUGAUUGAGAAGAUGUUCUUCUGAGAUAGGAGAUGUUGAUUCCCCGGCUUGUUUCAUGAAGCUGUUCAUAAAAAAAAAUGUUUUUGUUUUUUCCCCCAGAGAUUUUCAAAUUUAUAGUGUGAAAAUGAUUUACCCCAAUUAUGCUACAGCAAUGGAAAUACUUUUAUGUUGGUGAGCAGAUGAUAAGCAUCAUUUCUUUAAAAUAGUAUGAUCAAUUAAGAUAUUUACAGUUCUUUGUACAGAUCACUGAGAAUUCGUACCAACCAAUAUUUAUGAGGAUUAAUUUGCUUACAUGGUCAAUAUGAAAGUUGUUGAUUUAUCUCUCAAUGCAUUGUUUGGCACUGAUUACUAGGUUAAGAGUAAACAAUCAUGAAGGGAAACCCAGAUUGUGGGUAUGACAGCUUUCCUUUCAUUUCCACUUCAGGACUGUGUUUGUGUGUGCAUGUGCAAGUCGUGACAGUAUUGCACACAGCAUUCAGUUUUAGUUUAUAAGAUUGGUAGAACAGACUUCGCUUGUGGAUGUGAUGGGCAAUUUGAAGUUCAACAGUUUUCAUCGAUUUUUCUAGUUUAUUCUUGAUUU